UUGCAAUCCGACCAAAUGCUUUGCGAAUAGCAUUUCUAAAAAUCAAAUUUAAUACCGUGUUAAAAUUAUCAAUAUUAUACGUAGAUAAUGGAGAGAAGUAAAUGGUCAGGUCGAUGGCGGCUGAUGUUUGUCAUAUUCCUUGCGUUCAGCACCGUCGUCGGAAUCUCAUUCGCGAUGGGCACCAUCUUUCUCGACAUUGAGGCUCACUUCCAGCAGGGACGCACCGCUAUUUCCGGUCUAAUAGCUGGCCUUAUGGGCGUCGUCACCUCACUAGGAAUAGUAAGCGGCGCCGUAAUUCGUCGAACAGGAUUGUUCCGAUCUUCUGUUAUCGCCGCCAUUUUGAUUCCAAUAGGCGUAACGUGCAGCUUUUUCGCCAAACGUCUUGAGCACCUGUACGUCAGCCUCGUUUUGGUUGGAGGUUUGGGUAUUAGUUUAUUAUACGUCGUUUGCAUCACGACCAUUAGUCAAGCGUUUACAGGACGAAAACGUCACGUCUGCCUUAGCAUUCUUGGCACAGGAACCGGACUUGCCGGUAUAUUCUAUCCCUUUCUUUUACCCAGUCUUGUGGAGGCUUUCGGGCUCAUGGGAACAUUUCUUGUGCUAGGUGGUGUCUUUCUUAAUGUUUGGACUAUACCCGUUCUCAUUUAUUGGAACCAGCCUAGAAAAAUGACGUCAGAAAUCCCAGACACUACUUGUGACAAUGACAAUGCAAGUUGCGGCCCGAAAGCGGUGAAUACUAUUUGUGCAUCAGGGGCUCUAUAUUGGCAACAGAUAGUAAAUGCUGCUCGGAAAGUAGUUCUCGAAAUGCGAGAAGUGUUGUUCCUAGAAAAUGUGCUCAAUAUGGUUGGAACGGGAUUACUAUUGGCUGUCAAUAACGCUUACCUGACGUUACAGCUUGACAUAGCUAGCUGGCGCGGGUUAUCACGUGAGGUCGGACUGAACGCUUUCGUUGUUGUGAACAGCGUAAACGUAAUAGCCGGUUUAGUUCCAGGCCUACUGAAGCAGAUUCCGGGACUCAGCUACUCAUGUUUGCUUAUUGUCGUUGCGGUGUUUGGUCUGGCCGGAAGCUUUCUAAUUCUACUUUCUUCUGGCGCGCCUCUGUAUUUCUUAGCGUCCACCCUCAUUGGUGUCUCCCUCGGUGGCGUCUUGACGUCGUCCCUGAUUGGACUAAAGAUUGUCCGACAGGAGCUGAUCUCGGUGGCGUCAGGGACGCUCAUUACCAUGAAUGGAUUGAUGACGGCCGUGUUGGGGCCUCUUUUGGGAUACUUUCGUGACAUCAGCAGUGACUACAACCUCAUGCGAUUGACGUACUGGUUGUGAUUCUUUAUGUCACAUCAUUCCUUGCGAGAAGGCCACGUGGCUAUGACGUCACAAUGGAUAAAAGACGAGACACCCUAAAGGCUGAACUUAUUUCAUUCCAUGAUAAUAAAGAGAUGCCUCGGUACAGCCUUCAUCAGUGAUUAUUAACAUAAAUUUAAAACUCGUAUGUGUCACUUUGGAUUUAUUUCUUUAAAGAAAUUGUAUUGGUUUGGAAUUUAUUUCAUCUGCUGCAAUGUACUUAAGUUUCCAAAACCUUAACGUUUUUACUCUUGCUUAAUAUAGAUGGCAGCAACACCAGGAAAGUUGUAAACAGAACCGUUGAUCGACCCUGACCUACUGACAGCAAAAUAACUGUUAUCCUAAUCCUAAUGCUGUAUACUCGUCCAGCUCGUUAUUAAGAACUGGAAUUGUUUUUGAAAGAUUUUUGUAUUUAAUAUUUUUUGAUCGUGAUACGAAUACCAAUCAAAGGUAUUUGAGAACCAGGAACAAAUUGUAUACAUGAUACUUACAGUGUUACGAAAGAUAAUUUUUCAGGUCAUGCUUAUAUUGAAUAAGUAGAAUUUAAUGUCUUAACUCGAAAUCUGCACACUUUUUUUCCAUUAAUCCUGGUGUUCCAAUGCCGUUAUAGUUUGAUUCACAAUAAAUAUUGCACCUUUAUAAGUUGAACAACAUUUGCAAAAAUGCAACAAAAGCGUUAAUGUUAUCCUCAAAGACACAUUUUAUUCAAUCCAAAAAUUUAGAACUGUUCUAGUACUGGUUGACUUUUAAAUAUAGAAACUUAAAUUUUAUCCAAAGACCCAAGAUCAAAGAAGUUUGCUCUUAUAUAUAAAAUAGGAAUGUUCUAUAAGAAUCUUGUUAAUUCUAAAACAUUUAGACAUGAGAUAAAUAGAGAAUUUAUGAACAUUCUAAACAUAUCCCCCCAAAAAAACAGUCCAGACCUAUAAUAGGGUUGCAACAUGAAUCUAGACCAGCUAACAAAAUAGAAUUCAACUAUAUAAUAAUGCAUCAAUGAAUUUAGAAUACAUACCUGUGUAAAAAUCGAAAUGAAAUAUUAUGAAUUUUCAUGUCGAUUUGUCGAAAACAGUCGCGAGAAUGACACUGACAUGCAUCAUUGUUAUAUUAAACGUUUUAUUUGUCAUCUAAAUAGUGAUUGACUUGCAUGUAUGCAUUGCAUAAAACUCAAAUGGUUAGUAAUUGUUUACGUCAAAAAUACAAAGGUGUACCGUAUAAAUAUAAAACAUUAUAUUUCAUUGUACUAUAUUGUCAUAGCAUAACUCUUAAAGGUGCAAUAAUUCAUUGUUUCGCUUACAUUUACAUUAUUUGCUCUGCCGGUGUUAUCAACGGUGCAUUUGCGCCGCCAAUGUCUGUCCCGUUAGUAUGAGGUUUCAUUUAACUCAGGUCACGCGUGCAUUUCAUGCUUGACUACUUAAUAUAUAAAGCGAUGAUAUUUAUAUUCGACAGAAAUAAAUAUUUCUUUAGACCAUUUUUGACAUGUAAAUAAUAAUAUAUUUUUGACAUUACAUGUGAAACAUCUUUAUUAAAUACAAACACAAUAUGAUUAUUGUUAACUAUCUGGAUUUGUGACCAAAAUUGAAAAAUACAUUUGAAGUGAG
Molecule: messenger RNA, 2933 nt
Organism: Mya arenaria
Lineage: Eukaryota; Metazoa; Mollusca; Bivalvia; Myida; Myidae
Product: monocarboxylate transporter 6-like
Exons: 5
Coding region: 88-1320 (410 amino acids)
Biological process (GO): transmembrane transport
Molecular function (GO): monocarboxylic acid transmembrane transporter activity
Source: RefSeq, a predicted model, not a curated record